AUGGUCUCCAAAUACUCCAAGAUGAAGAACCAAACCAUCUCGCACAGGAACCAGAUGCAGGCGGAGCUGGAGAAGGCCAAGUUCCUUAAUGAAAAAUUCGAGGCCUAUCAGGCCCUAAUGAAAAACUCCAACCAGCAGCCUACCCCCGGUCACUACCGCACUAAAAGCGGUAGCCACAUCAAAAUCGUGUCCAACGGUACGAGUUGGACGCAACAAGAAGUUUCGGACGAGGAGCAGCAACUGCCUUUCGGCUUCGUGUGGGUGCCAUACGCAUCAAUCGACCAGACUAGAUGGCCGAUGACAAUUCAAGAGCUCUACUACAACGGAGCUCCGACGUACCAACCUGUCAUGCCACAACAAGUUGGCUUCAGCUACCUCGGCGACGAUGUCAACCAACACGGCGCCAUAUUUUCGACAUACCAGCUCAACAAGCUGACCGUUGUCGAAAACGGGCCCAACAAUGUUGGGUACCAAGCGGUUUCAACAACCGUACUCGAUCUCUCUCGCGAGCAUAUUCGCGUUUUCGAAAACGGUGUCGUCGAAGUGGUGCCGCCAGUUCCA
This is a messenger RNA of Bipolaris maydis ATCC 48331, 561 nucleotides long. RefSeq lists its product as uncharacterized. The record is from RefSeq and is a predicted model, not a curated record. NCBI's taxonomy places the organism in Eukaryota, Fungi, Ascomycota, Dothideomycetes, Pleosporales, Pleosporaceae.